AUGAGCAAAUCUCUCCCAAGCCCUCGUGAUACUCGUCACCAAGACAUAAUUGUGGAAGUGGAUGAAGAUGCCGACAAUUCUUAUGAAUUCUUAGAGCAAGAAGAAGCACAAGGGCUUGCGUUCGAAACACCCAACCGAAAACGUAAAAGACUCUUACAUCACAGCGAUUUGAUUCAUUUCCGCAGACCUGGUCUCGCGGCCAUCGACCUAGCGGCCAGCAAACUGGUUGAUUUACAUCCAAGCCAAUCCCAGCCCAAGCCCAAAACUAAGGUGAUGCAGAAGCUUGGCUUGUCUCGGGGUCAUCACAAGCGUCACCCAGCAGAGCACGCCCAAAGCCUCACGGAUGUCGAAGACAACGAAGAAUCACCGACCAAGAAGAUUCAAGUUCUUCAGAGCGAAAUUAAUCGACUUCGCCAGGAACUUGAAAACGAGAAGACGAAAUCCGCCCAAAGAAACUCGAUCUGCUCAGCCCGUCCCAAGGUCUACCAAACAGCAAACGCAACAGUGGAAUGA
Molecule: messenger RNA, 513 nt
Organism: Puccinia triticina
Lineage: Eukaryota; Fungi; Basidiomycota; Pucciniomycetes; Pucciniales; Pucciniaceae
Exons: 2
Coding region: 1-513 (170 amino acids)
Source: RefSeq, a predicted model, not a curated record